Corylus avellana is the source of this 1997-nucleotide messenger RNA. RefSeq names its product cytochrome P450, family 90, subfamily D, polypeptide 1 (gene CYP90D1). Gene Ontology annotation, molecular function: heme binding; oxidoreductase activity, acting on paired donors, with incorporation or reduction of molecular oxygen, NAD(P)H as one donor, and incorporation of one atom of oxygen; iron ion binding. Gene Ontology annotation, biological process: brassinosteroid homeostasis; multicellular organism development; brassinosteroid biosynthetic process. The record is from RefSeq and is a predicted model, not a curated record. NCBI's taxonomy places the organism in Eukaryota, Viridiplantae, Streptophyta, Magnoliopsida, Fagales, Betulaceae.
UUAUAUAUAUAUAUAUAUACUCUCUCUGUCUCUCUCUUCCCGCACGCGUGCGCGUACGCAUAUGGACACUUAAAAGCAUAUUUAGUCAUGGCCGUGGCAACCAUGAUUAAGCAUAUUUAAGCCAAAGCUUUGAGGCAGAGAGAGAGAGAGAGAGAGAGAGAGACCGUGCAUGCGAGGAAAACAUAAAAUCCAUAAUGGACAAUAUGUGGGUUGUGUUAGGGACAGCAAUUUUCCUGUCCGCCAUAAUUCUCUACAGGAACUGCAGGUUUCGACUCAUCAGAUCAAAACACAGAAGCCCACUUCCUUUAGGCACUCUUGGUUUGCCUUUUCUCGGGGAAACCAUCGAGUUCGUGUCUUUUGCUUACUCUGACCGCCCAGAGUCCUUCAUGGACAAACGUCGCCGCAUAUAUGGCAAGGUGUUCAAGUCACACAUAUUUGGGAGCCCCACAAUCGUUUCAACGGAUGCAGAAGUGACCAAAUUUGUUCUUCAGAGUGAUGCCAAGACUUUCGUGCCUUCUUACCCCAAAUCUCUCACUGAGCUCAUGGGGAAGUCUUCUAUUUUGCUCAUCAAUGGCAGCUUGCAAAAGAGAAUCCAUGGACUCAUAGGAGCCUUCUUCAAGUCCCCUCAUCUCAAGGCUCAAAUUACUAGGGACAUGCACAAGUAUGUUCAACAAUCUCUGGCAAAUUGGAAAGAUGACACUCCCAUUUACAUUCAAGAUGAAACCAAAAAUAUUGCCUUUCAAGUACUAGUCAAGGCAUUGAUUAGUUUGGAUCCUGGUGAAGAAAUGGAGCUUCUAAAGAAACAGUUUCAAGAAUUCAUCUCUGGCCUCAUGUCUUUACCCAUAAAAAUACCUGGAACUAAACUCUACAGAUCAUUACAGGCAAAGAAGAAAAUGGUUAAGUUAGUGCAGAAUAUAAUCCAAGCUAGAAGACACAGUGGGCUCUCUACGGUUCCAAAAGAUGUGGUUGAUGUUUUACUCAAUGAUUCAAGUGAGCAAUUAACAGACGAUUUAAUAGCAGAUAAUAUGAUUGACAUGAUGAUUCCGGGAGAGGAUUCAGUGCCUGUUCUUAUGACUUUAGCAAUAAAAUACCUCUCCGAUUGCCCCACUGCUCUACAACAAUUAACAGAGGAAAACUUGAAGAUGAAAAAACUCAAACAACAGCUUGGGGAGCCUUUGUCUUGGAGUGAUUACUUAUCAUUACCAUUUACACAAACUGUGAUUACAGAAACUCUAAGGAUGGGAAACAUUAUAAUUGGGGUGAUGAGAAAGGCCAUGAAAGACGUAGAGAUAAAAGGGUAUUUGAUACCAAAAGGAUGGUGUGUUUUUACAUAUUUUAGGUCGGUUCAUCUUGAUGAAAAUCACUAUGAGUGGCCUUACAAGUUCAAUCCAUGGAGGUGGCAAGACAAAGACAUGGUGAGCAGUUGCAGCUUCACUCCUUUUGGCGGUGGGCAAAGGCUGUGCCCUGGGCUUGACUUGGCCAGGCUGGAAGCUUCCAUCUUCCUCCAUCACUUUGUUACUCAAUUCAGGUGGGUGGCUGAAGAAGAUACAAUUGUUAACUUUCCCACUGUAAGAAUGAAGAGGAGGAUGCCAAUUUGGGUGAAGAGGAGAGGGGACCCUUGAGAGCUGCUUUGGCCAAAAGGAAAAUUUGAAGAAGUGAAAAAAAACUUCGACACAAUGAUACAGAAGAGAGACGUGAAAAGACAAAGAAAUGAAAGUGGAAAGAAGUGAUUGGCCACAGCACACACGUGGGGUGGCAUCACAAGCUGACAUAAUUUGUCCUCUUUCACAGCUAUUGCACGUAUCAACACUAGAAGUACAAAAUUUUUGUAGGACCCAGUUGAAUAUCUCCCCUUAAUUAUUUACUGAUUAAUUUCUCUUUUUUAACUUGUUGCUUUUUAACUGGGCAAGAAAGCUAUUUCACCAAGAAAUUUCCUCUUUUUUACUUUGUAUGUAGGAAUUAAAAUAAAAGGGAACCAAGAGAGCAACUUUUGGCUU